Messenger RNA from Diuraphis noxia (Russian wheat aphid), 946 nucleotides. Its product is annotated as F-box only protein 9. Gene Ontology annotation, cellular component: cytoplasm; SCF ubiquitin ligase complex. Gene Ontology annotation, molecular function: protein binding. Lineage: Eukaryota; Metazoa; Arthropoda; Insecta; Hemiptera; Aphididae. The record is from RefSeq and is a predicted model, not a curated record. Gene Ontology annotation, biological process: SCF-dependent proteasomal ubiquitin-dependent protein catabolic process.
CCAUUGCAACAACGUCAACUAACAACAUAAUAUAAUAGUAUACAAUACCCYGUGAUUAUUAAUAAUAAAAAUUCACACACGGAGAGAGAGGAAGGUUUUCGAUUAUUUAUUUCGGCCACUAUCACUAACAUCCUGUGAUAUUAUUAUCAUCUCGUCCGCGUUAUCAUCGUCGUUUUUAUUAUUGUUUUCACUACGCCGUUUCCCGAUCGCACUACGGUACUGCUGAUACCGAGUACCGACGACUACAACUGCGGUACAACUGCAGGCUACAGAGUUUUGCUCUCGGCGAUGCUUAUCCUUUACAUGCUGUACCAAGAUCGCAUACUUGCCAGGGUGGUCAUCCUUUUGCUACUGCUGAUGCUCAUGUUUUUCGUCGACUUUUACGUGAGCCACCGCAGUCAAAACUUCUUCAAGUCGUUGAGCAAUAGAUUCAACCUCAUCAAAAGUUGAACGCCACACUGCAGCUAUGGACGAUACGCCGACGACGUCUUCCGAGGACGACGCAAAAGUGUUGUUUCGCAAGGGAGUCGACUACGAACGGGAGGGUUUCCACUACAAGGCGACGCGUUGCUACAAGCAAGCGCUGAAGUUAGACCCUGAUGUUGAGAAAAAAAUUGCAGAUGAAGAGUUUGUUGCACGCUCUAUGGAUACAACUGCAGAUGAAAAUAAUGCAAGCGAUGACACAAUCGAAGACGAAUAUGAUAACAAAGAAAACCUUUUCUUGAGAUUUCAGAGAAUAAUGGGACCUCUAAUAUGCUUUCCAGCACGUGCUCAACUAACCACUCAUUUUUCAGCACUUCCUCCUGAGCUCAUUAUAUAUAUAUUUAGGUGGGUUGUAUCUUAUGAUCUUGAUCUACGUAUGUUAGAGCAGUGUGCAGCUGUUUGUCGUGGUUGGUACUUGUGUGCAAGAGAUCCCGAAUUGUGGCGUCGAGCAUGUUCCAAGUAA